Messenger RNA from Antrostomus carolinensis (chuck-will's-widow), 1078 nucleotides. RefSeq names its product tubulin--tyrosine ligase. Gene Ontology annotation, cellular component: spindle microtubule. NCBI's taxonomy places the organism in Eukaryota, Metazoa, Chordata, Aves, Caprimulgiformes, Caprimulgidae. Gene Ontology annotation, molecular function: tubulin-tyrosine ligase activity. The annotation marks the transcript as partial. The transcript is spliced from 7 exons. Gene Ontology annotation, biological process: protein modification process; microtubule cytoskeleton organization. The record is from RefSeq and is a predicted model, not a curated record.
GCCAUGAGCCCGGACUUGUGCAGCUGGUGAACUACUACAGGGGAGCAGACAAGCUGUGCCGCAAAGCAUCACUGGUGAAGCUAAUCAAGACAAGCCCUGAACUAUCCGAGUCCUGCACGUGGUUCCCUGAGUCGUAUGUGAUUUACCCAACAAACCUGAAGACCCCUGUGGCUCCAGCACAGAAUGGAAUUCGCCAUCUCAUAAACAACUCAAGGACAGAUGAGCGGGAAGUCUUCUUGGCAGCUUACAACAGGCGGCAGGAAGGCAAAGAAGGCAACGUGUGGAUCGCCAAGUCCUCAGCUGGUGCCAAAGGGGAGGGGAUCCUGAUUUCCUCGGAGGCUGCAGAGCUCCUGGACUUCAUUGAUGAGCAGGGACAAGUGCAUGUGAUUCAGAAAUACCUGGAGAAGCCUCUGCUUUUAGAGCCAGGGCAUCGCAAGUUUGACAUCAGGAGCUGGGUUCUCGUGGAUCAUCUAUAUAAUAUCUACCUCUACAGAGAGGGUGUCCUGCGGACCUCUUCCGAACCAUAUAACAGUGCUAAUUUCCAGGACAAAACCUGCCACUUGACCAAUCACUGCAUUCAGAAGGAAUAUUCCAAAAACUACGGGCGCUAUGAGGAAGGGAAUGAAAUGUUCUUUGAGGAGUUUAACCAGUAUCUGACGGAUGCCCUGAACACAACGCUUGAGAAUAGCAUCUUACUGCAAAUCAAACACAUAAUAAGAAGCUGCCUUAUGUGUAUAGAGCCUGCAAUCAGCACGAAGCAUCUUCACUACCAGAGCUUCCAGCUCUUUGGCUUUGACUUCAUGGUGGACAAGGAGCUGAAGGUCUGGCUGAUAGAAGUCAAUGGGGCCCCAGCAUGUGCCCAGAAGCUGUAUGCAGAGCUCUGCCAAGGAAUCGUGGAUGUAGCCAUCUCUAGCGUUUUCCCCCUCAAUGACACUGGACAGAAGACGAGCCAGCCAUCAUCGUCAGUCGUGAUGACCAUGCAACAGCUGUUGUGCUCCUGCCAAAGUCCAGUGGCUGGCCACAGCCCACAGAAAAUGCCGGAGAAGUCCAAGAAAGGCUCAAAAGCUGCUUCAUCCAG